This is a messenger RNA of Telopea speciosissima, 3229 nucleotides long. RefSeq lists its product as uncharacterized. Lineage: Eukaryota; Viridiplantae; Streptophyta; Magnoliopsida; Proteales; Proteaceae. The record is from RefSeq and is a predicted model, not a curated record. Gene Ontology annotation, molecular function: protein binding. The transcript is spliced from 2 exons. Gene Ontology annotation, cellular component: cytoplasm. Bases 961 to 2886 code for a protein of 641 amino acids.
GAGAGAGAGAGAAGUUUGGGAUCGAAUCCGGUCACUUCGUUUCAUCUGUGUUGGUAUUAAUGGCGUGAUCGGAACGAAGAUCUUGAGCUGAUCCUCGAUCUCCCUUUUGUCUUUUUUUGGAAGCUCAAUCUAGAGAGGAGGGAGUGAAGAAGGAGAAGCAGAGGUUUGGUUUGUGGUGCUUACUGAUUGUUCUCAGAGUACAGAUUUCCAGCUGUCCAGGUACUCUUCAGUGUUUAUGAAAUUAUCUGUUUGAGUAUAUUUCACUGUUUCAGAUACCAAAAUUUGUUGAGAAUCUGGUAAUGGAGUAAUGGACCUUCGAUUUCAAGUUUUGAUGAAGAUUACAAGAAGUUUGGGUUCUGUCAUCUGUGGGUGUCUUUGAGGUGAUCUGAGAUUGUAAUCUGUUUUUGCCGAUUUGGACUCUCUAAAUCUAUUAUUCCACUGACAAAGUGAAGUCUAUGCUGAGAAGGUUUGAGUUCAGGUGUCUCCAGUGAAUUUUUAGCGUAUUUCAGGUGUUGAGAUUUGGAAGCUUCCAAUCUAUCGAAAAUCAGGUUUUCUUUCCACAGUGUUUCUGACUUUGAGUACAAUGGGGAAGAACCUAACGUGAAAUAUAAAAUACGGUGAGUUGAUUUCGAGUAUUGGGAUUCUUUUUCUACUUUCAAGAUUUAUAAGUGGAGUUAGGUGGUCCAUUCGGUCCCAUUGGAACUGUUUGAACAAUUAGGAAAAGCAUAGCCUGGACGGAGAAAUAUCAAAUUUCUCUGUUUUGGGUUUUUGGGUUUCUUUCUUGGUGUGCAGAAACCUGGGUAUACUGAAAAACUUAGGAGAAGUUGAGGGACAAGGAAGCUAGUCUAGCUUUCAAGUUCUUCCGCAUUUUGGGGUUUUCAUGGGUUGCAUAAGCUCUUGAGCUUCGAUCCCACCAAAGAUGACAACCAUAUCUAAUUGGAGAUAGAAGAGGAAUAAACUAUGGAGGAUUUGUCCAAAUAUACGCACAGCCCUGUUCAUUUGGCUGUUGCCCGCCGCGACUAUGUCUCCCUCAAACGCAUUGUCUCCACCCUCCCAAGUCUCCCUAAGGCAGGUGAGGUCACCACCGAAGCUGAAUCCCUUGCUGCCGAGCUCCAGGCUGAUGUUCUCUCUGCUGCAAUUGAUCGCCGUGAUGUCCCUGGCCGUGAGACCCCUCUCCACCUUGCUGUCAGACUCCAUGAUCCCAUCUCAGCCGAGUUCCUAAUGGGUGCGGGUGCUGAUUGGAGCCUGCAGAAUGAGCACGGAUGGAGUGCUCUUCAAGAAGCUGUUUGCACCCGUGAAGAUAACAUUGCUAUGAUUAUUGCCCGGCACUACCAGCCACUUGCCUGGGCCAAAUGGUGCCGCCGUCUCCCACGCAUAGUCUCAUCUGCAGCUCGAAUUCGCGAUUUCUACAUGGAGAUAACAUUCCAUUUUGAAAGCUCCGUCAUCCCCUUCAUUGGUCGCAUUGCCCCAUCAGAUACCUACCGUAUUUGGAAGCGUGGUUCAAAUCUUCGUGCUGAUAUGACCCUUGCUGGCUUUGAUGGAUUCCGCAUCCAGCGCUCUGACCAAACCUUCCUCUUCCUCGGAGAAGGUUACUCUUCGGAUGAUGGUAAUUUAUCUGUUCCACCUGGUUCUCUGAUUGUCCUUGCACACAAGGAGAAAGAAAUAACAAAUGCUCUGGAGGGAGCUGGGGCUCAGCCCACAGAGGCUGAAGUUGCCCAUGAGGUAGCCUUGAUGUCUCAGACAAACAUGUAUAGGCCUGGGAUUGAUGUUACUCAGGCGGAGCUUGUUCCCCAUUUGAACUGGAGGCGACAGGAGAGGACUGAGAUGGUAGGAAAUUGGAAGGCUAAGGUUUAUGAUAUGCUUCAUGUGAUGGUGAGUGUCAAGUCCAGACGGGUUCCUGGUGCAAUGACUGAUGAAGAACUAUUUGCUGCAGAGGAUGAUGAAAGAAUGGUAAAUGGUGGGGUACAUGGUGAAUAUGAUGAUGUAUUGACCGCUGAGGAAAGGAUGCAAUUAGAUUCAGCUCUCCGGAUGGGUAAUUCUGAUGGAUUUUGCGAGGAUGAGGAAAAUGGGGCUUUUGACUCCCAAGAAAAUGGUACAGGAGGUUUCUCUGAAAGUUGUGAACCCAAUGGUCUUGCCAAAGAAAAGAAGAGUUGGUUUGGCUGGAACAAGAAAGGUUCUAAGAAUGGGAAUGAUGUUAACAACCGGAAACCAGGUGAUUGCCAAAAAUCGUCUGAAUUUCCUAGGGAGGAUCUAGGGGAUGUUAGGAAAGGCAAAGAGAAAGGUAACAAGAAAAAAAAGAGUGGUGCCACAAGUGAGUCCAAGCAAGAGAGUGAGUACAAAAAGGGUUUGAGGCCUGUUUUGUGGUUGACACCUGACUUCCCUUUGAAAACAGAUGAGCUCUUGCCUCUGCUUGACAUCUUAGCAAACAAGGUUAAAGCUAUUAGGAGACUUAGGGAGCUUUUGACCACCAAACUGCCUCAUGGCACAUUUCCUGUAAAGGUUGCCAUCCCUAUUGUUCCAACUAUUCGGGUCCUUGUAACUUUCACGAAAUUUGAAGAGCUUCAGCCAAUCGACGAGUUCUCAACCCCUCUCUCCAGUCCAGCACAUUUUCUGGAUUCCAAAGUCAAGGAAUCAGAGGGAUCAUCGUCAUGGAUUUCAUGGAUGAGAGGGAGUCGUGGUGGGCAAUCAACUGAUAGUGAAGGUCGAAGCUUUAAGGAUGAGAUUGACCCUUUCCAUAUCCCAUCCGACUAUUCAUGGGUUGAUGCCAAUGAGAAGAAGCGGCGGAUGAAGGCCAAGAAGGCUAGGAGCAAGAAGGCUAAGAAGCAAUCAGCAACCAAAAGCAUGGAUGUAGGACAUCGGGUGAUUGAAGAUUUGGAUGAACAGUAGUGGAAGAUACUGCUCUUAUAUAUUGCCUGUUCUAAUCCUUUCAAGAGGAGUAGGUAAGGACAUUUGUGAAGAUCGACUCAAUUUCUUUCUUUGGGAAUUGGUGGAAGGAAAUGCUAAGGUUGGAGUGUUUGUAGUUGUGUAAGAAGAGGUUCCUCAUUUUUUUUUACCACUGUUGUAACUUCUAUGUCACAUGAUAUGAAUUGGGGAGGGGGUAGUAGAAUCUCCUUUUUUCUAUAUUAAUUUGAUUUUGUUCUCAUUAUUCUAAUUACUGUUUGUGGGGUAUGAGAAUAAUCAAAACAGCUGGAAAUACGAUUGGAGCUUUGUAUUGAGAUUGCUCGUCUUC